CCUGUCUGUCCCCGCUCCCGGGGCGGGCUCUCCCCUGGCCCCGCCCGUUCCGGCAGCGAUGGCGGCGGCGGGGCUGGCGGGGCUGGGCCCCGGCGAGGCCGCGGCCGCCGCUCAGGCGCUGGCGCUGCCCGCGGAGGCCUUCGGCAACGACCCCCGCGUGGAGCUGGCCUGGGCCAUGAAGGCGCAUCAGCACGCCCAGGUCUACUUCAACCUGAUCCGCUCGGUGGAGCCGCGGCUGCUGAGGCUGACCCCGCUGGACGCGCAGAUCUACGAGCGCUUCCGCGGCGCCUUCCCCGCGCUGCGCGUGGGCCUGCUGGACCCCGAGGAGCUCAAAUCCGAGGAGGCCAAGGCGAAGUGGCGCCCGUUCUGCCUCAGCUUCGAGGGCGUGGUGGAGGAUUUCAACUUCGGCACGCUGCUGCGCCUGGACAGCGGCGGGGAGUACUCGGAGGAAAACACCAUUCUGGCCACCAGGAUCCAGUUUCUGGCCAUCGAGAUCGCCCGGAACAGAGAGGGCUGCAAUGAUGGGGUUCACAGCAGGGGCAGGGAGGGAACGGCGGCGUGAGAUCGGGGUGGGAUUGGGAUCGGGGUGGGGUCGGG
This is a messenger RNA of Passer domesticus (house sparrow), 597 nucleotides long. RefSeq names its product polysaccharide biosynthesis domain containing 1 (gene PBDC1). The coding region runs from base 59 to 562 and encodes 167 amino acids. The transcript has 6 exons. Gene Ontology annotation, cellular component: cytoplasm. Lineage: Eukaryota; Metazoa; Chordata; Aves; Passeriformes; Passeridae. The record is from RefSeq and is a predicted model, not a curated record.